CAUUGUUAAAAAUUGUGAGAAAAUAUUGAAUCAAGAAAACUGCUUCUUAUCGGAUCUCUCUUUCUUUCUCAGUCAUGAUGAAACAAUAUUUGUUUAAGAUCACCGACCUUCCCGUAACCAUUGGUUUUGCUCUUGCUUCAGCGGCCGUUGUAGCUGUGGUUCAGCAGCGGGAAUUUCUCAUGGAUAUAGCCACGAUGAAGAAGGAGAAUAAGGCGGAGAAGAAGAACUUGAAGGAGGAGGAUAAAGCUGAGAAGGUGAACUUCAAGGAGGAAGAGGCGGCGGAGAAGCCGGCGGCGAACUUGAAGGAGAACGCCGAGUAGACGAGUUUAGUUUAGUAGUUUUUUAAUCGUUUGUUCAACGUCGGCAGCUAAUGAUGUUUAGUUUCUUUUACUUAAUUUUGUUUUUAAAAUUUAUUUUUAGUGUUAAGCAUUGAAGAACUGAUGACUACCUAAAUCCAAUAGUUUGCAAUAAAUUUGUUUAACCCAACCCUCAUCUUAUAUUUUACUUUCUUCCCGAA
Messenger RNA from Arabidopsis lyrata subsp. lyrata, 517 nucleotides. RefSeq lists its product as uncharacterized. The record is from RefSeq and is a predicted model, not a curated record. Lineage: Eukaryota; Viridiplantae; Streptophyta; Magnoliopsida; Brassicales; Brassicaceae.